UCGGAGUGAGCUGAAGCCUUUCUCUUCUCUCCUACGGGUACCCCCUGUUGGCUACGGCGCCCCACGGGGGCCCCGAUGAAGCCCCUCGGAGGCGGGCGGCCGGGAGAAGGGAGGCGGAGCCUGCGGCGUGGAGGCGUGUCCAGCGUGCGGAAGUGACGUCGGCGCCGCCAUGUCUUUUGAGGGCCGUGUCGGCGCCGAGCCGGCCAUGCUGGCUACGGGCACGACUCGGAUGGCAUCAGGCCGCCCCGAGGAGCUGUGGGAUGCCGUGGUGGGGGCCGCUGAGCGCUUCCGGGCCCAGACAGGCACAGAGCUGGUGCUGCUGACGGCUGCCGCGCCCCCCCUCCGCCCGGGCCCCUGCACCUUCGAAGCCCAUGGCCGCGGGGCCCUGGCUGAUGCCGCCCGACGCUGUCUCCAUGACAUUGCCCUGGCUCAUGGGGUGGCUGCUGCUGCCCGACCCCCGGUGCCUCCACCAGUGCCCCAGCAGCCUAGCCCACCUCGGAGCCCACCGAGGCCUGCCCUGGCCCGGGAGGAAGACGAGGAGGAGGAAGAGCCUGCAGAGGUGGAGACCUCGGGGGAGAAGAUGGGCUUCAGCGACAACGGGGGGCUUUUUGUGAUGGACGAGGAUAACACUGAGCUCCCAGGAGGGUGCUGGGGUACAGGGCUUGGCUUUGGUUGGGUCUUUGAAUCUGGUAGGACGGUGGCUGGCUGGGGAUACGAGGGAGAAAAUGAAGCGAGGAUCCCUUUUAGGGCUGACUCCGCCCCGUGGCCCCCUUCCCAGUCUUCCUCGCCCGACCUGGACCGCAUCGCAGCGAGCAUGCGCGCACUGGUGCUGCAGGAGUCGGAGGACACCCAGUUGUUUGGGGAUCUGCCGCGUCCAAGGCUCAACACCAGCGACUUCCAGAAGCUGACGCGGAAAUACUGAGGCCUGCCAGGGAGCGGGGGACCAUGGCUCCCCGCCCCACACUACACCCCCGCCCCGCCCCCAGGGCCCACCAAUCCGAGGCAGAGCAGGGAGCGACUUGAGCCCCUCAAGCUUCCCUGGCCUCAGGACUAUCGUCCCUGACUAAUCCCCUUGUGCCAGGGAUGCCCUAAUAGUCCACAGCCCCUCCAGCACCCAGGAGCAGGGGGCCAGGCCAGUCUCUUGAUUGGGUCUCUCCCUUUUUUGUCCAGCGACUGACCUUUCCAUUAACAGAUUGGCUUGCUCCCCGGUCAGGGCCGUGGCUAGUUGUAAACACCUAGGGGUCAACUCUGCGGUUUUCCGCCUGGCAGCAGGAUUUUUGCUCUCAGCAUUGGCUCCAUCCCUGAAAGAGCACUGUGAAGCCCCAGCAUUGGGCCGUAGCAAUCUGCUCCUGCCUAGUAACGGGGUCACUCCUUGUUUUUUGAUUGGCUCGAGCCCUUUGAAAGGUUCGACCAAUAUCCCCAACGGAUACUCCCCCCGCCCCCUUUCACAAUAUCUCCCACCUAAUUGGCCUCUGCGCCCCAGAGGCGUGGCUAAGCCCUCCUCCCUUGCCCUGGAAAGGCCCAGGGCCUUCCAUUCACCUUCUGUACACUACUGGGGGGUGGCGCCUUUUCCUAAUGACUGACAAUUUGCCCUUCCUCAGGGAUGGCCCGCUCUCCUUUCUGACACCUCCUGUCAUUGGUUCCAUCCCACAACAGCCUGUCAAUCGAAACCCGUCCUUGCACCAGCUCCCGCCUCUUCUGCCCCCCCACCUCCACAGGUGCCUUAAAGGGCCCUUGUCCACCCAAGGUGGGGGGCAGGGGGCCUCACUCUCCGGCCCUGGUGUGGGGGAGAGAAUGGGGGUAGGGGUCGGAAGUUAGGAGGGCACUCAAAAUAAAAGAGUUUUACCUCUGACAAA
Messenger RNA from Echinops telfairi (small Madagascar hedgehog), 1856 nucleotides. RefSeq names its product AKT1 substrate 1 (gene AKT1S1). NCBI's taxonomy places the organism in Eukaryota, Metazoa, Chordata, Mammalia, Afrosoricida, Tenrecidae. Gene Ontology annotation, cellular component: cytoplasm. The coding region runs from base 170 to 922 and encodes 250 amino acids. The transcript has 4 exons. The record is from RefSeq and is a predicted model, not a curated record. Gene Ontology annotation, biological process: negative regulation of protein kinase activity; negative regulation of TOR signaling; neurotrophin TRK receptor signaling pathway.